AUGAAGCAGUUUGGGCACGAGCAGAUCCGACGAAAUGCGCGUGUGAAGCAAAAAAAGGAUGUCGCUCCUACGGACGAUCGUACCGCUAUUGCGUUCGCGCAACUUGAGAACGAACGUUCGACUCGCUCUCUUCUUGAUGAGCUGGCUGCUGCUCGUCGAGACAUCGCUGAGCUGCGUGAACAGGUCGCUUCGCUAGUCAACCAUACUGUUUCGUUGAAACGGGACCACUCGAAGGUGGUAGCUUAG
Messenger RNA from Peronospora matthiolae, 246 nucleotides. The record is from the annotation of a GenBank genome assembly. Lineage: Eukaryota; Oomycota; Peronosporomycetes; Peronosporales; Peronosporaceae.